AUGGAGAACACUCUGUAUGGCAAUGUCCGUGCAACAUCCAUCUCUAAGGAGGAGCUUGUGUCGGUCUUGCGACAGCUGUCCCUCGAUGCUCGUGGGGCCGUGAGUGAGUGGCCUGCCUUGGCGCUUUGGAAUGAAGAGUACCUGAUCAGAGCACUGGGUCCCACCCCACUGACCAUGGCGACCACCCCCAAUGGCCGGGCGGACGCCUUGGUCCCGGGACCAGAUGGCAGCGCCCUGGAUCCUGACACGGGCAACCCUGUGUUUGCCCUCCCGAUGGAGAGCAAGGUGGACGUUGCGACCUUUUACCAGUGCUUGAGGAGGAGGGACGGCGCCUCGCCCGUGCCAUACCUGCAGUACCAGAACUCCUCGCUCUCGGUCGAGGCGCCGCAGCUCCUGGUUGACGUCGCCCCGGAGCUGGGCUGGGCAUCCGAAGCCUUUGGCAACCAGCCGGAGGCCGUCAACCUCUGGGUGGGCGACGAGCGGUCUGUCACCUCGUGGCACCGCGAUCCCUACGAGAACAUGUACGUGGUGGUGAAUGGGGCCAAGCGCUUCCACCUCCUGGCCCCCGCCGACGGCUGGCGCAUGGCCGUGCGACGCGCCGAGGUGGAGGUGGGGCCGGGGGAGACACUGUACCUGCCCGCCGGGUGGUGGCACGCGGUGGAGCAGUCCCCGGACACCAUCGCGGUCAACUACUGGCACGACCGGCACUGGGGCGCGGGCGUGGCGGCGGCCACCGCCGUGGAAAGCCUGGCGGUGCUGGCGGGCCUGUCGGAGGCGUGA
Messenger RNA from Auxenochlorella protothecoides, 780 nucleotides. RefSeq names its product JmjC domain-containing protein 7. Bases 1 to 780 code for a protein of 259 amino acids. The record is from RefSeq and is a predicted model, not a curated record. Gene Ontology annotation, molecular function: 2-oxoglutarate-dependent dioxygenase activity. NCBI's taxonomy places the organism in Eukaryota, Viridiplantae, Chlorophyta, Trebouxiophyceae, Chlorellales, Chlorellaceae. The transcript is spliced from 4 exons.